Messenger RNA from Saccostrea cuccullata (small rock oyster), 902 nucleotides. RefSeq names its product 26S proteasome non-ATPase regulatory subunit 10-like. The transcript is spliced from 2 exons. Bases 169 to 729 code for a protein of 186 amino acids. Gene Ontology annotation, molecular function: protein binding. The record is from RefSeq and is a predicted model, not a curated record. NCBI's taxonomy places the organism in Eukaryota, Metazoa, Mollusca, Bivalvia, Ostreida, Ostreidae.
GCAUUUAUUGCGAAAGGGAUUUUCUAUACAAGUCACGUGAGAAAUCGUUUUAACUACGUCAUAUAAAAUAGGGGAUUUCCAUCAAUGUGUCAGUGUUUGCGAAAUCUGCAAGAAAUUUUAGAGAGCGUGGAGAUUAGUACUGCUGUGAGAGAUUUUAUAGCAUAAAGAAUGAGCACGAAGAGAAAACAAGCGGAUUGUGUGAAACAGCAAGCUAUUAAUAUUUUGUCGAUGAUGCGGAAACAGGAUAAUAAGUUAGAAGACAAAAUGAAAAAGUUUGUGAAAAAAGAUAAAGCUAUCGCUAAAAGAACUUUUGAGACGGAUGUUGAAGGAUGGACACCUGUACACGCAUGCGUAAUGAAAGGUAGUAAACAUUUACUGAAAGUGAUGAUCAGUACUGGAAUUCAUGUGAAUUUUCGAAUGGGACAACCCGAAGGACUUCCGGGGGAGUGUUCUUUACUCCAUAUAGCAGCAUAUAGGGGAGAUGUCAAAAUCUGUAAAUAUUUAAUAUCCCAUGGUGCCUGUGUUGAUGUCCGAGACAAUUUAAACAGAACUCCCCUGUAUUAUGCACAAACAAAGCAGCAUAAUCGGGUUAUCGAGUUACUGAAACAGAAAGGCGGUGACCAGACUGUAAAUGAAACUGAUGCCAUGAUGAUCGACGAAUGUCCGACACCGCAACCCACCAAGCUAGGAUUUUGUUUUUCACCUUUUAUUAAAAAAGCCGAUUGUUAAUAAUUAAUAUGAAGACAUGUUUUACUAUGUACACAUGAAUUACGAGUAUACAUGACAAUCAAAAUCCAUGCACAAUUAAGUUAGUAAAUUGAAUUUACAUGUUUGUAUACUACAAAAUGUUGCUAAUGUUUACUGUAUGUGUGUCUUAAAAAGAAAUGCCAGAUAAAAUAUAA